This is a messenger RNA of Monomorium pharaonis (pharaoh ant), 2451 nucleotides long. RefSeq names its product PDZ domain-containing protein GIPC1 (gene kermit). Lineage: Eukaryota; Metazoa; Arthropoda; Insecta; Hymenoptera; Formicidae. The record is from RefSeq and is a predicted model, not a curated record. Gene Ontology annotation, molecular function: protein binding. Bases 534 to 1625 code for a protein of 363 amino acids. The transcript is spliced from 6 exons.
ACGGAGCCUUAUCGCUCGUUCUAGAAAGAAUUUUGUUCGCAGUUGUGUAUCCUCGAACGGCAGAUAAGUCGUGGAGCAGUAACGUACGAUCGUAACGAGAAUUCUUUUUAAAGAAAGGCAAUGCAGUGUCUUCAUUUUAAAUGCACUGUCAAUCGUUUCCAUUUUUUUUAAUCCUCUAGAAACUAUAUGUAGAUUUUGGAGUAAAAUUCUUCCCGAGGUAUUCGAUUCCAUUAAAAACGAUUUUGGUGACCGAGUGAGCCGUUGAUAGUCUUUGAACUGUCAGAUCGCGAUCAGUACCUAUUGCCUUCUUUUUUUUUGAAAAUCUUAAUUGCGAGGCGAUGUAAAAAUGAAUUUUUUGCAUUUAGGAGGAACGCGCGACGGGAAUCUCUCAGAAAGAGAGCGAAUCGCCGGUUAUUUAUCACGGGUUUUCACGGGUAAUAUACCGGUACCCGCUCAGCAACGUAGCAAGUGCGAAGAAAGGAGUUUGCUUUUAACGCGCUAUUAAGCGUGUCUCAUGUCUGAAAGAGUCGAGGAUGCCGCUGUUCAAGGCGCGGGCCAUGCUGAGAUCGCCGGUAACGGAGAAAGCUGCGAACGGCGUGUCGCAGUGUCGCAGCCAGCAGCAGCAGCAACAGCAACAUCAGCAUCAGCAUCAUCAUCAGGCCGGCGGUGACAACGGUCAUGACAGCGGUAACGGUACCGAUAGCAGCAACCGGUCGGGCAACGGCGCUGCUCCUCUUCUUCAGCGCGAGCAGGCGAGAUCGCCGUCCCGGGACCCGAAGCCGUCGUCCCUGGUCUUCCACUGCCAGCUGGCCCACGGCAGUCCCACGGGACUUAUAUCGGAUUUCAGUAACGUUCGGGAACUGUACCAGAAGAUCGCCGAGCGCUACGACCUACCCGCGGAAGAGAUCCUGUUCUGCACACUCAACACGCACAAAGUGGACAUGACGGAGCUGUUGGGUGGACAGAUCGGCGUGGGCGACUUCAUAUUCGCACAUAAGAAAGGUCGGCCAAAAGAAAUCGAGCUAGUGAAAACGGACGACGCGCUGGGUCUGACGAUCACCGACAACGGUGCCGGUUACGCUUUCAUAAAGCGCAUAAAGGAAGGUUCAGUGAUCGACAGGAUAAAGGUGAUUGAGGUGGGCGAUCAUAUUGAGAGGAUCGACUCGACCAGUCUCGUCGGCAGGCGGCACUUCGAGGUGGCCAAGAUGCUGAAGGACAUACCGAAGGGCUCGACGUUCACCCUGAGGCUGGUGGAGCCGCAGAAGAACGGCUUCGGCAGCAUCGGGCCGCGCGGUGACCUCAAGAGAGGGAAGAAGACCGGUUACGGGUCCGGCAAGGAGACUUUGAGAUUCAAGGCGGACGGUAGCACGCAAAUCGUAGAGCAGAUCGACGAUGCUGCUGCGAUAGGCGUCGAGAAGAUUAAUACUAUCUUGGAGAGCUUCAUGGGUAUCUCUGAUACGGAGUUGGCCACGCAGAUCUGGGAGCUUGCCGAGGGCAAAUGCAACAGUAUAGACUUCGCCGAGGCAAUAGACAACUCUGACUUGGAGGACUUCGGCUUCACCGACGAGUUUGUGAUCGAAUUGUGGGGCGCCGUGACGGAUGCCAGGGCAGGUCGGCAUCGAUGACGCGAGGAACGACCAAAUGACGGGGUGAUAAUUAGACGAAGUUGAUUUGUGAACGAACACCGAGUGCUUUUCUAACUUGAGAGAAACGAUGUUUAUUCUCGUGAUUCAGAGGCCUACACUCGUCGACGUGCGUUUAGCGUCAGUCGUAAUUUAUUUUUUCGGAAUCUUUUUACGUUAGAGCAAAAAAUAAUUUGGUUUGCAAAUGUUCCUCGAGUUUCUGACAAUGUUUAAUUCUAAAUGCACGGUGACGAUGUAGGCCGAAAUUUGCAAUACUUUAUAUCGUAUAUAUUGUGUCAUAUGGCAAGAACGUAGGCUCAAAAAAGGGAGAAAAAGAAGACAGAGGGAUCUUUUACAGAUUAAAAAUUGUAUUAUUACUAAGUUGUGUGCUGCAAAAUUUCUUCUCUUUUUUUUGCAUUGGAGCAUCGAUCUCGAUUUUUUGUAACCGCAAAACAAUCUUGUUUAUUUAAAUCGAUAUCGAUCUGCAAAAAAUAACGCGGAAAACAAUAUCUAACAUUAGCGAUUAAUAUUAAUUAUUCGGACGAUAGCGUAAACAUAUUGACUGGCGUUAUCAGAUGAUGUCAUCGCGUUGGUAUCGACAUCGAUGAUAUUAUUCUAACACGAGCCGUAUUAAUAUUUAUUAGUAUCCAGACCAACACCCAGAUGUGUUUAAAAAGACAUGAGGGGAGCGUUUGGAAGAUAUUGUACUAGUGAUAACAAUAGAUUAAUAUAUUUCAUUAAACAUAUAAGUUGAUACAUUAUAUGAGCGUAAGCAUGCGAGAAAUGAUAUGUUAUAUUCUCUAGAAAUAAAGUCUUUGUAAUAAACGUA